AUGCACGCAGCCACGACAAUUCUCCUCCGCCGCGCCCCUCUCACAUUCUCAGAACCGGAUCCCCUUAGCCCUACUUAGCUCGAUUUGUCAAGCUUGUCCAGAUCCUUUUUUCUACACUACGCGCGUGGUCUGCCCAUGAUGCCGCACCACGAGCAAUACAUUCUCCGCGUCACCGCCGGCUCCACCUACGACACGGCGAAACACGAGGACGUCCACGUAAACAGCGAGAAGCCCGUCGACAUAUCCUCUGAUCACGUCGAUGCCAGGAUACACAUUCGAAUAAAAGACUACAGAGGCCUACCUCCAAACUCCCCCUCCACGUCGCCUUACUUCUCCACGCCCCAACACCCCUACGAUCGUUACUCAAUCUCCUUCUCCUUCACACCCAAGCGCUCUAUAUCCGGACAUCACCUCGUUUUCGGCAACGACUUCGACCACCCGAUCCGAGACCGCCUGCCGCCGCUCUUCGACAAAGCAUUCGGCAUCGUAAAGUGGUGGAUAGACCCCGGGCUAGAUGGCGAUGUGUACGGCGACGAACCGUACCUCUAUGGCGCCCUGCUGAGCAGCAUAAAUGUGCUAAGGAUAGGGAGAAAGUUGCUCGGCGAGAAGAAGAAGCAAGAACAAGAAGAAGAAGAAGAAGAGGAGGAGGAGGAGGAGGAGAAUACCGUGGUGUAUGAAGAGGGCGCCGACGGCGACGGCGAGGCGGUGCGGGAAAGACAAGGGAUACCGAGCGUACCUGGCCAGCGGCAGAAGCAUUUCCUCAACGAACAAAAGCGGAAGGAUUUCGAGUUCGAGCAAGGGAGAGAGUACAAGUGCGAUUUCUUCAAUCCGUACCUAGACUUUAAUGAAUUCGCCUUAAAACUGGGAUACGGGCUUCCGGCGAUAUCGAUUAUCGGCCAUUGGGAUGGCCAGCCGCUACGAUACGUCCUCAAGAACAAAGCGGACAACAAGGAGCUUUUUGUCGUCAUAUUCCAGCUCAUACCGACUGAGCAAGCUAAGAAAGAGCAAGGUGCGCAGAGUCCGGAGGACAAGUUUGAGAUAGUGCACGGUGGUGCGAAUGGCACGGCAGCAGGAGGCGACGAUGACGAGCUGGACUAAGCGUUGCGCUUUCAACGUUGAUAGGGCGUUUAGGGUUGCAAGCACACAACUCGCCGAUUGGAAUGGCUGGAUGGUCGGAAUGAGGAAGCAUCGCUGCAUAGAGCAUACAAUAACAGUAGACCUGGCAAAACCUCGCUUUUACAUGGCAACUAGACUUGUACAAUCUCGACUCUUAUUCAAGACAUUU
Trematosphaeria pertusa is the source of this 1285-nucleotide messenger RNA. RefSeq names its product DUF1769-domain-containing protein. Lineage: Eukaryota; Fungi; Ascomycota; Dothideomycetes; Pleosporales; Trematosphaeriaceae. The record is from RefSeq and is a predicted model, not a curated record. The transcript is spliced from 3 exons. Bases 136 to 1098 code for a protein of 320 amino acids.